This is a messenger RNA of Jaculus jaculus (lesser Egyptian jerboa), 2106 nucleotides long. It is a transcript of the gene Pirt, whose product is annotated as phosphoinositide interacting regulator of transient receptor potential channels. The record is from RefSeq and is a predicted model, not a curated record. The transcript has 2 exons. Gene Ontology annotation, biological process: positive regulation of cation channel activity; phosphatidylinositol-mediated signaling. Gene Ontology annotation, molecular function: phosphatidylinositol bisphosphate binding; transmembrane transporter binding. Lineage: Eukaryota; Metazoa; Chordata; Mammalia; Rodentia; Dipodidae. Bases 56 to 469 code for a protein of 137 amino acids.
CAGGACCCCCAUCCUCCCCUGGGACAUCGGGUACAGUGCCCAGUCGUGAGCAGUCAUGACGAUGGAGGUGCUCCCCAAAGUCCUGGAGGUGGAUGAGAGGUCUCCAGAAUCCAAGGACCUGCUGCCCAGCCAGACUGCCAGCUCGCUGUGCAUCAGCUCCAGAAGUGAGUCUGUCUGGACCACCACCCCCAGGAGCAACUGGGAGAUAUACCACAAGCCCAUCAUCAUCAUGUCAGUGGGCACUGCCACCCUGCUCUUCGGGGUGGCCAUCACCUGCUUGGCCUAUGCCAUGAACCUGAAUGAAAAGACCAUCGCAGUCCUCAAGAUGAUAGGGCCUGCCUUCCUGUCGCUGGGACUCAUGACUCUGGUGUGCGGGCUGGUGUGGGUACCCAUCAUCAAAAAGAAGCAAAAGCAGAGGCAGAAGUCGAGUUUCUUCCAGAGCCUAAAAUUCUUCCUCCUGAAUCGCUGAUGGUGGCUGGGCCAGGCAAAGAAGCCCUGCUGACCACCAUCUGACAGUCCCAUUUCCCUUGAAGUGCCACAAAACUAGUCCAGGCAACAACCCCCCUCCCCCAUGUGGUCCUGCAGGAAGGACAGAGGUCAGGGCUCCACCCUCACAUACCUGGAAUGUGGCUGGCUGAGUUAUACCUGGUCUCUCUCAUGCUGCUGAUGGUCCCUGAACCCUCUGGCUCUCAUCCUCAAUUCCUGCCCCCAGCCAUCAUCCAUCCUGUUCUCUCUCUGCCAGAUGCAGUGCUUGAAGAGAAGUUCUUUAGAGGUGGGAUAUGCUUCCAAGAAAAAUCUCACUGGAGUGCCUGAGCUGGAUUCGGCAUGUGCACCCUCUGGAACCAAAACAGACCAAAGGAGGUCCUUCUCAGAGAAGGAGGGAAGACUGACUUCUUACCCCACUGGAUUUGACAGCCUUGGCUCUCUUACUGAGUGAGACAUUGACUUGAGAGUCAAGAUAAGUCACAAGCAUGAAACAUUCCAAAAACUGAACAAUGAAAGGGGCGCAGGGGAAAACACAGUCCAGUGAAGAACAUUCCCACCAUAUGUUAGCUGGCGGAGGAAGUUCAUUCCUGAUUCUCUAGUAUUUAUACCAGAGACAAUGGGUCAGGCUAAGGGGUGUCACUCUCUCCCCACAGCCCUCUCCCUUCCUUCUCACCGACUAACUUCAACUUGGCAAUUGGCCAAGGACAAAUGCAUGUUGAUCCAAUAUCCUGUUUCCCUUGCUCUUGCCUCAGUCCCUGCUACCCUCCUUUCAUCUCAAUCAAGACCUCAGUGCCACAUCUGAAUGACGUGCAGGUUUCUAGACACGGGGUUCACUUUAAAAACCUCAACCUCUCUAUGCUAGCCCCUCUCUAGCAACUUAUGCAUUUUCCGAGUUCCUUGCUCUGGGCCGAGGAUAGGAACAGCUAGCCCUGGCCCCUGCUCUCCCAAAGAAAGAAAGACAGGCAAGCCAACUGGCAAUAAGAAAUUCUAUGUUGAGUUCUUGCGGUGAUUGUAGGAACUCAGUUUGUGCCUCACCCAAACUUGAAGAAAGACAGAAACCCCUGGAGUCCCAGGAAAUCAUCUCAGCUGAGAACAAUGGUAAAGGUUGGCAAAGAAAUUGAAAGAAAUGCAUGGAAGGAGGCAGGGACGGCCUUGCAUAGGCAGAGGCUUGUGGAGAAAAGAGGGCAUCAGAAGUCUCCAUGGCCACGUCCCUACCUAAGCUUCCAGACGUCCCUUACUUUUUAAAAAUUUUAUUUAUUUACUUGAGAGAGAGAGAGAGAAAAUGGGCAUGCAAGGGCCUCCAGCCACUGCACACGAGCUCCAAAUGUGUGUGCCCCCUUGUGCAUCUGGUUUAUGUGGGUCUUGGAGAAUCGAACUGGGAUCCUUUGGCUUUACAGACAAAUGCCUUAAUGGCUAGGCCAUCUCUCAAGCCCCAAUUAUCCCAUUCUAUCCCCUCUCUUGGCUGCUUCCUACCUGCUUCCCCAAGUGCCUUACAUGCAGUUUCUCUGGGGUACAGUGUGGGCCUUCAGUCUUUGGCAACUGGAAGAGUGUCUCCAGAGGGCCCACCAAGCACAGUGAGCCUACAAAACUUUGUGAAGCAAUGAGAUAAGUGUACCUAAA